CAUCACCCUUACAGUGAUAUCGGAAAGUUUAUUUUUCUUCACAACAUUUGGUGAUGAUUUGGCUAACGCUAUACUUUCUUCUAUUCAACAAAUUAUACGCAAAUGAAACAAAAGAGAAGGAGCUUGAUCCUCUGUUCGAAGGAUGGUACAAACAAGAUUUCCAAAAAUGCGCGCAGCCGCUGACAAAACUGGAAGAUUACGGCUGUCUUUCUUACUUCUGGAAUUACGAGCUGGUUAACAUGGAGCUGCUACACGACGAUCCGCCUAUUAUUAUAUAUCGCGAUUUGAUUCGUAAGACUGACAUUAACGCUUUCAUAGCGAACAUCAGAGAUGAACAGAGAAAGAUCAAAAGCAAUCUAAAAGCUCUCCAUCGUGCUACAGAGCUUACAUUUGAACACAGAGCAGUGCUGGGUGCUGCACGGACAUUUGAGAAGAUUUCAAGAUACAUUCCUUUUAUAGACUUUACAAUCAGCGAUCCUUGGCAGGUGCUGGUUUUCGACGAAGGUGCGCAUCUAGCACCGCGUCAUGAGUACAUAAACGUACUUAGCGAAGAUGACAAGUUAAGGUACAAAUUUGGGAACCGCUUUGCUACAUUCACUAUCGCACUCCAGAAAGCAAUGGAGGGUGGCGAGUACCUGUUCAGCUCCAUGUCACGCAAGUACAUUAUGGAAGCAGGUGAUGCGAUGUUGUGGACAAGCAUGGAUGAGUUUGGAGGAAAGGAAUACAAGACGAUGCACGGUGAUUGUCCUGUGAGAGGUGGUGAAAAAAUAACGGCGACACUUCGAUUGCGAGCAAAAGGGCAGUUUUUUCCAAUGUUCGCUGCUGCUUUCGGAUAUUACGACUUUGCGAUGCUUGUUCGUCCCAAUGUAAAGUACCUUGGAAUGACUCCCAUCGAUGACUGGUGGAAAUGAUUUAUUAUCCUAUCAGCAGCAGUCAUCAAGUGAUAGUGCCAAAAAGUUUCAGAUUUUCUUUGUGAAAAAAGAGUACCUUUGUGUUAGAAUAACAUUGUGUCUUUUUUUCAUUACUUUGAUGCCAGUCCAAUGUGCACAAUUAUCACAAUCUCCAACAAUAUUUUGAUUGCUUGCUCAUUGUUCUAUCACUCAUUAUCUGAGUUUAGCAGAGGUUGUAUUACAUUUUUCAUUGAGCUGUGAUGCCUUUACUGAGACAU
Messenger RNA from Cylicocyclus nassatus, 1168 nucleotides. Lineage: Eukaryota; Metazoa; Nematoda; Chromadorea; Rhabditida; Strongylidae. The record is from the annotation of a GenBank genome assembly.